GUGUUCAAUCUUCAAACCUUCUUCCUCUGUUUCUUGUCCGAGUCUUCACGCGCCUCACAAAAUUGAAUUUUUCUAUUCUAUUUUAUUCAAUUCAAUUCAAUCCCAUUCCAAUUUGGCCUUUGAUUUAUCAAAGCCGUCUCAAAACCAUUAAUUUCAUUCACCAUCUUGCUCUCUGUAUCUAUUUUCAGUUUCUUUGUAAUUUGUAUCUAUAUUUUGUGAGACAUGCCAAGCUUAACAGUAAAGCUUUACAGUGUAAUCUUCAAGUUCUUAUUCAAACGACGUUUACAAACCCUUUUACAACAAUCCAAAACCCCCGUUAAAAGCUCCUACGGCGUCGUUUCGAGAACCGACGAGCCCAUCGCCGCCGCGAACCCGGUUUUCUCCGACGGAGUUGCGACGAAAGACAUUCACAUCGACCCUCUUACUUCUCUAUCUGUACGAAUAUUUCUCCCUGACACGGCACUGUCUUUGACCGGUAGAAAAGUCAAUGAUUUUCCGGUGGAACAGGCCGGCAGUUAUGGCGGGUAUUUGCCGCCGGCGGACAGGAAUUGUCGGAAGUUGCCGGUGAUUUUGCAGUUUCACGGUGGUGGGUUUGUGAGUGGGAGUAAUGAUUCGGUGGCAAAUGAUUUGUUUUGUAGGCGAAUUGCGAAAAUGUGUGAUGCUAUAGUGGUGGCUGUUGGGUACAGGUUAGCGCCGGAGAAUAGGUUUCCGGCGGCUUUUGAGGAUGGAGUUAAGGUGUUGAAUUGGUUAGGGAAGCAAGCCAAUUUAGCGGAAUGUAGGAAGUUACUUGGGAAGAGUUAUAGUAUUAAUCACAGCUGGGAAAUUGUCGAUAAUUUCGGAGCUUCUAUGGUUGAGCCUUGGCUGGCUUCUCAUGCCGAUCCUUCUAGGUGUGUUCUCCUUGGAGUUAGCUCUGGUGCCAAUAUUGCAAACUAUGUAGCUCGUAAAGCUGUUGAGGCUGGCAAGCUUUUAGAUCCUGUUCGAGUGGUCGCACAAGUUCUCAUGUACCCUUUCUUCAUUGGUAAUAUUCCCACACAUUCUGAGAUUAAAUUAGCAAACUCUUAUGUUUACGACAAAUCAAUGGCUGUUCACGCAUGGAAACUCUUUUUACCGGAAGAAGAGUUUGAUCUUGAUCACCCAGCUGCCAACCCUUUGAUUGUCAUUCCUGAAAGAGGAAUACCUUCGAAGUUCGUACCACCAACAUUAACAGUUGUUGCAGAACAUGACUGGAUGAGAGAUCGAGCCAUCUCUUACUCAGAAGAGCUUCGGAAAAUCAAUGUCGACGCUCCCCUUCUUGAUUAUCAUGAUGCUGUGCAUGAGUUUGCGACACUAGAUGUACUCCUCAAAACACCUCAAGCAGAGGCAUGCGCCGAGGACAUUGCCAUAUGGGUCAAAAAGUAUAUAUCACUGAGAGGUCAUGAGUUCUCGUAUUGAGAUUGUUAAUGGAUACACUAGGUACACUUAAAAGUUGUUAGGAAUUGAAAAGAAAAACAAGUUUUAUAGUGAGUGUCAGCUUGUUACCCUUCAUUGGUGCUGAUGAUAGAUUAAAGAUUUUUCUUGUUCAUAAGUUGAAACAUAGCAGGGCAUGUCACCAUAGAGCGGCAUAAUUCCUCAUGUAUUAGCAGGGUUUCUUCAAUUUAUUCUUUACAUGUAUAUAUGAUAUAAAACAAUUUUCAUCAAAAAAAUUGCUCAAACAUUUUAUAGCAAGACAAUAUUUUAUA
Molecule: messenger RNA, 1718 nt
Organism: Daucus carota subsp. sativus
Lineage: Eukaryota; Viridiplantae; Streptophyta; Magnoliopsida; Apiales; Apiaceae
Product: probable carboxylesterase 16
Exons: 2
Coding region: 223-1431 (402 amino acids)
Molecular function (GO): hydrolase activity
Source: RefSeq, a predicted model, not a curated record